Piliocolobus tephrosceles (Ugandan red Colobus) is the source of this 6635-nucleotide messenger RNA. It is a transcript of the gene ANKRD26, whose product is annotated as ankyrin repeat domain 26. NCBI's taxonomy places the organism in Eukaryota, Metazoa, Chordata, Mammalia, Primates, Cercopithecidae. The coding region runs from base 175 to 5175 and encodes 1666 amino acids. The record is from RefSeq and is a predicted model, not a curated record. The transcript has 33 exons. Gene Ontology annotation, molecular function: protein binding.
ACUUGUGGCUAGCGGCUUCGCUUUCUCUGAUAACCCGGAGGGAGAGAUUGGAAACCGCGGAGUUUCCUCUGGGAGGCCGCGGCCAGCCGGGGCUGACUUGCUAUGUUGGGCUCCGGGGGCCGUGUAAGAGCCGAGAGAGACAUGAGGUGUCUCUGAAGCCCGGCCGCCUGGGCCAUGAAGAAGAUUUUUAGCAAGAAGGGCGAAUCGCCCUUGGGCUCCUUCGCGCGGCGGCGGAGCAGCGCGGGCGGCGGGGGCGAGCCCGGGGAGGGCGCCUACUCGCAGCCGGGCUACCACGUCCGAGACCGAGAUCUCGGCAAGAUUCACAAAGCUGCCAGCGCGGGUAAUGUGGCGAAAGUGCAGCAGAUCCUUUUGCUCAGGAAGAAUGGCUUGAACGAUAGAGACAAGAUGAACAGGACAGCUCUACAUUUGGCCUGUGCCAAUGGUCAUCCAGAAGUAGUAACUCUCCUGGUGGACAGAAAAUGCCAGCUCAAUGUCUGUGACAACGAAAACAGGACAGCUCUGAUGAAGGCUGUACAAUGCCAGGAAGAGGAAUGUGCAAGUAUUCUACUAGAGCAUGGUGCUGAUCCAAAUCUUGCCGAUGUCCAUGGCAACACUGCUCUCCACUAUGCUGUCUAUAAUGAGGACAUACCAUUAGCAACAAAGCUGCUUUUGUAUGAUGCAAAUAUUGAAGCAAAAAACAAGGAUGACCUCACACCACUUCUACUUGCAGUAAAUGGAAAAAAGCAGCAAAUGGUGGAAUUUUUAAUAAAGAAAAAAGCAAAUGUAAAUGCAGUGGAUAAGUUGGAAAGCAGUCACCAACUAAUUUCGGAAUAUAAAGAAGAAAGGAUACCUAAAAAUUCUUCUCAAAAUAGUAAUUCAGUGGAUGACAGCUCUGAAGACUCCUUAAGCAGGCUUUCUGGCAAACCAGGUGUUGAUGAUUCAUGGCCUACCUCAGAUGAUGAAGACCUCGAUUUUGAUACCAAGAAUGUCCCAAAACCAAGCUUAGCAAAGCUAAUGACUGCUUCUCAGCAAUCCAGGAAAAAUCUAGAAGCAACAUAUGGCAUUGUGAGAACAGGAAGUAGAACUUUGUUUGAGGAUAGAGAUUCUGAUAGUCAAGAUGAAGUUGUGGUUGAAAGCCUUCCUACAACAUCAGUCAAAGUCCAGGGCUUUUCUCAUCCUACCUGUCAAUCACCUGACCCUCUUCCAAAACCUUCCCACAAGUCGUUAGCAAACCCUGGUCUUAUAAAGGAAGGACCAACAAAGCCAGCCGUUGGAAAAAAAGAAAAUGGUAUUGAUAUUAUUGAAAGUGCUCCACUAGAGCAAACAAAUAAUGACAGUUUGACUUAUGUUGAUGAAGUGCACAAAAAUAAUAGAAGUGAUAUGAUGUCCGCAUUAGGAUUAGGACAAGAGGAAGAUACAGAAUCACCUUGGGAUUCUGAGAGUAUCUCUGAGAAUUUUCCACAGAAGUAUGUUGAUCCUUUAGCUGGGGCUGCAGAUCGAAAAGAAAAAAAUAUGGGAAAUGAACAAGCAGAAGAGUCUCCUGAGAGAUAUCUUCACUUGAAGCCUACCAUUGAAAUGAAAGAUUCUGUUCCAAAUAAAGCAGGAGGAACGAAGGAUGUACAAACAUCCAAAGCAGCUGAACAUGACUUAGAAGUGGCAUCAGAAGAAGAGCAAGAAAGGGAAGAAAGUGAAAAUAACCAGCCACAGGUUGAAGAAGAAAGGAAAAAACACAGAAAUAGUGAAAUGGAAGUGUCAGCAAACAUACAUGAUGGUGCUACUGAUGAUGAUGAAGAUGAUGGAUUAAUUCAAGAAAGAAGGAGUGGAGAAACUGAUCAUCAGCAAUUUCCCAGGAAGGAAAAUAAAGAGUAUGCUAGUAGUGGUCCUGCCUUGCAAAUGAAGGAAGUAAAGAGAACCUCGAAAGAAUCUGUGAAUUCACCAGUGUUUGAGAAAGCCAGUUUACUAACUGGUGGCCUGCUACAAGUGGAUGAUGACAGCAGUUUAAGUGAAAUAGAUGAGGACGAAGAAAGGCCUAGUAAGAAAACAUCUAAUGAAAAGAACAAGGUCAAAAACCAAAUACAGUCUAUGGAUGAUGUUGAUGACUUAACUCAGUCAUCUGAAACAGCCUCAGAGGAUUGUGAGCUGCCUCACUCUAGUUACAAGAAUUUUAUGUUGCUCAUUGAACAACUUGGAAUGGAGUAUAAAGAUUCUGUUAGCCUAUUGAAAAUUCAGGAUGCAGCUCUUUCGUGUGAAAGAUUAUUAGAACUUAAAAAAAAUCACUGUGAACUACUUACAGUAAAAAUUAAAAAAAUGGAAGAUAAGGUUAAUGUACUACAAAAGGAGCUAUCUGAAACAAAAGAAAUAAAAUCACAGUUAGAGCAUCAGAAAGUUGAAUGGGAACGAGAACUGUGCUCUUUGAGAUUUAGCUUAAACCAAGAAGAAGAGAAGAGAAGAAAUGCUGAUAUGUUGUAUGAAAAAAUUAGGGAACAGUUAAGAAGGAAAGAAGAGCAAUAUAGGAAAGAAGUUGAAGUGAAACAACAGCUUGAACUGAGUCUCCAAACACUGGAGAUGGAAUUGAGGACUGUAAAAAGUAAUUUGAAUCAGGUCGUACAAGAGCGAAAUGACACUCAGAGGCAACUUUCUCGAGAACAGAAUGCCAGAAUGUUACAAGAUGGAAUUCUGACCAAUCACCUUUCCAAACAAAAGGAGAUUGAAAUGACUCAAAGGAAAAUGAAUUCUGAGAAUUCUCAUAAUCGUGAAGAAGAAAAAGACCUAUUGCAUAAAAAUAGCAUGUUGCAGGAAGAAAUUGCUAUGCUAAGACUAGAAAUAGACACAAUAAAAAAUCAAAACCAGGAAAAAGAAAAGAAAUGUUUUGAGGACCUUGGAAUUGUAAAAGAAAAGAAUGAAGACCUUCAGAAGACUAUAAAGCAGAAUGAGGAAACAUUAACACAAACAAUAUCCCAGUAUAAUGGACGGCUUAGUGUUCUGACAGCUGAGAAUGCAAUGCUAAAUUCUAAACUGGAGAAUGAAAAGCAAAGCAAGGAAAGACUGGAAGCAGAAGUUGAAUCAUACCGUUCUAGAUUGGCUGCUGCUAUACAUGAUCGUGAUCAAAGUGAGACAUCAAAAAGAGACCUAGAACUUGCUUUCCAGAGAGCAAGAGAUGAGUGGUCUCGUUUACAGGACAAAAUGAAUUUUGAUGCGUCUAACCUAAAAGAUAACAAUGAGAUUCUUUCUCAGCAACUAUUUAAAACUGAAAGUAAACUCAAUAACCUAGAAAUUGAGCUCCAUCACACAAGAGAUGCCCUCAGAGAAAAGACUUUGGGUUUAGAACGGGUACAAAAGGACCUAAGCCAAACCCAGUGUCAAAUGAAGGAAAUGGAACAAAAGUAUCAAAAUGAACAAGUUAAAGUGAAUAAAUACAUUGGAAAGCAGGAGUCUGUAGAGGAGAGAUUGUCUCAACUACAAAGUGAGAAUAUGCUGCUUCGACAACAACUGGAUGAUGCCCACAACAAGGCUGACAAUAAAGAGAAGACAGUGAUUAAUAUUCAAGACCAAUUUCAUGCUAUUUUGCAAAAACUUCAAGCUGAGAGCGAAAAGCAAAGUCUUCUGCUAGAAGAAAGAAAUAAGGAGUUAAUCAGUGAAUGUAAUCACUUAAAAGAAAGACAGUAUCAAUAUGAAAAUGAAAAGGCAGAAAGAGAAGUUGUUGUGAGACAACUUCAACAAGAACUAGCUGAUACCCUAAAAAAACAAUCUAUGUCAGAGGCUUCACUGGAGGUUACAUCACGUUAUCGUAUUAAUUUAGAAGAUGAGACACAGGAUUUAAAGAAGAAAUUAGGUCAAAUCAGAAAUCAAUUGCAAGAAGCACAGGAUCAACAUACAGAAGCUGUCAGAUGUGCUGAGAAGAUGCAACAUCACAAGCAAAAGCUUGAAAAAGAUAAUGCCAAGUUAAAAGUUACAAUCAAAAAGCAAAUGGACAAAAUUGAGGAGCUUCAGAAAAACCUGUUAAAUGCAAAUUUGUCUGAAGAUGAAAAGGAACAAUUAAAGAAACUUACGGAAUUAAAACAGUCUCUGGAAUGUAAUUUGGAUCAAGAAAUGAAGAAAAAUGUUGAAUUAGAAAGAGAGAUAACUGGAUUUAAGAACCUCUUAAAAAUGACAAGAAAGAAGUUAAAUGAAUAUGAAAAUGGAGAAUUUAGUUUUCAUGGAGAUUUAAAAUCUAGUCAAUUUGAAAUGGAUAUUCAGAUUAAUAAGCUAAAACAUAAGAUUGAUGAUCUUACAGCAGAACUGGAGACUGCAGGUUCCAAAUGUCUACAUCUGGAUACAAAGAAUCAAGUUCUUCAACAGGAGUUGUUAUCUAUGAAAACAAUACAAAAGAAAUGUGAAAAACUGCAGAAGAAUAAAAAGAAGUUGGAACAAGAAGUGAUCAACCUGAGAAGUCAUAUAGAAAGGAAUAUGGUAGAACUUGGUCAAGUCAAACAGUAUAAACAGGAGAUUGAAGAAAGAGCAAGACAGGAAAUAGUAGAAAAAUUAAAAGAAGUCAAUCUAUUUUUACAGGCACAAGCAGCAUCUCAAGAAAACUUAGAGCAGUUAAGAGAGAAUAAUUUUGCUUCAAUGAAAAGUCAGAUGGAACUCAGAAUUAAAGAUCUGGAAUCUGAACUCUCCAAAAUAAAAACUUCUCAAGAAGACUUUAAUAAAACCGAACUGGAAAAAUAUAAGCAACUCUAUCUAGAAGAAUUAAAAGUUAGAAGAUCUUUGUCAAAUAAACUAAACAAAACUAAUGAAAGGCUAGCAGAGGUCAGCACCAAACUUCUUAUGGAAAAACAGCAGAGCAGAUCUUUGUUCACCACUCUCACUACCAGGCCAGUCAUGGAGCCACCUUGUGUUGGAAAUCUUAAUAAUAGUUUAGAUCACAACAGAAAACUUAUUCCAAGAGAAAACUUAGUGAUCUCUUCCUCAAAUCCACGGACGUCAAAUAAUAGCUUGGAGAACUACUUGAGCAAGAUGCAGCAGGAGUUAGAAAAAAACAUAACUAGAGAACUCGAAGAAGCUGCUGCUGAAUUGGAAUCUGGAUCAAUAGCUUCUCCUCUAGGAUCUAUUGAUGAGUCAAAUCUAAAUCAAGAUCUGGUUUUGAAAGCUUCAAAAGAAUAUGUACAGGUUUUAAAGAAAAAUUAUAUGAUCUGAAAGAUAAAAUUUUAUUACUGGGCUGUUUAUGUUACAUUUUAAUUGUUUCUCAUUAAAUACUAGUAUAUGACAUGUAAAAAUCUCUAUUAAAGGAAAAUAUUUUUGUAUCAUAUGUGUCAGAUCAAAAUUUGUAUAGUAUUUUAAACAAUGUUACUUGGCUUCUUUAAGUGGAUUUUGCCAGUGAAAACCAGGAAUGUUGAGUUUUACAUGCUCAGAGUGCCCAAAUGUCAGCUGUUUAAACAGCCAAACCAUGAAGUUGUCAUUAAUACUUUAGUGCAGUUAAUUGAUGGCUUAUUUGUAUUUUGUAAUUUUUAUCACUAUAUGUAGUGCUAGAGUUGGACUUAGACAUCAUUUUGUUGUGCAGGAACUAUGGUCAUUGUUCAUGUUUGGAUGUAUUACAAUUGUUACAGUGCCAUCAAAUAUACACAAUUUUAAGCACUGAUUUAUAUAGCUCUUCUCAGGGAGAAAUAAGAUUUGCCUAAUUCACCUUUUCUGUUUGUUUAUUUCUAAUUAACCUUUUGGAAAUAGUCUUCAAUUUAGAGAAAAUUUCCAAAGUUUAAUGCAAAGACUUUCCCCUCCGAACCAUUUGAGAGUAAGUUGCUGACAUUAUGCCAUCACCCCUGAUUACUUUAGCGGGCAUUCCUACAAGUCAGGACAUUCUAUGCAACUACAGUGCAAACAUUGCAAUCAGAAAGUCAACAUUAAUACAUUCUAGUUUGUUACUUCUCUGUAAUGUCCUUUAUAGCAAAAAGAUCCCAUUCCAAUCCAUGGCUUGUAUUUAGUUGUUGUAUCUCUUAGAUUCUUUCAGUCUGGAACAGUUCCUCAGUCUUUUCCUUGACCUUCAUGACCUUGAGUAUUUUGAAGAGUAAAGUCCAGUAAUAUAGAAUGUCCCUCAAUUGGGUGAUUAGAUUUAGAUUACAUGAUUUUUUGGCAGGAGUAUCACAGAAGUGACCCAGUGAUCUUCUCAUUGCAUCUUACCUGUGACCCUACAGUUUUGACCUCCCCUGUUACUGGCAGUGUUAGCAUUGAUAACUAACAGUGGUAUCUGCUGAAUUUCUCCUCUGUAAUGUUAUUUUUUCACCUUGUGGUUAAUUAGUAUUUUAUGGGGAGGUAAUUUGAGACUAUGUACAUAUCUCUGUUCCUCAUCGAACCCUCAAUUUAUUCAUUUACUUCUAUCAAUAUGGGUUCAUGGUUUAUUUUAUUCAAUGGGUUAUCAUUCAUUAAUAUCAUUAUUAAAAUUUAUUUUUCUUUUAAGAAAUACUCUAUUUUGACAAUUUCAGACUUACAGAAAAAUUAUAAGAGGUAGUACAAAUAAUUUUUGGAUAUUAUUCCCCAAAUGUUAACAUUUUACUACAUUUACUUUAUCCUUUCUCCCCCUUCUCCUCCUCUGUUUCUAGAUAAAUAUGAAUAUAGGUGCUUAUUACAGAUAUUUUUUCUGAACUGUUUGCAGGUUGCAGACA